AUGAAGAGGUCUUGUCGAGAUCGCUUUCGUUGCCGUCUCAUCAGAUCGUUCACGAUGGUCUCAACAUUAUUGCGUCCAAGGGUUGAGACAAGUAAACCAGAAACAGUUAAGGUUGUUGUUCGUUGUCGGCCAUUGUCGGCUUCAGAGAUAUCUGAUGGAUAUCAAUCGAUUGUUGAUAUGCACGUUAAUCGAGGUGUUGUCGACCUUAAAAAUCCAAAAAAUCUAAGCGAACCACCAAAUUCUAAACAAAUCGAGCUUUAUGAAGAAACGUUUCGUGAUCUCGUAGAUUCAGUAUUGAAUGGUUUUAACGGAACCAUCUUUGCAUAUGGACAAACAGGAACUGGCAAAACUUAUACUAUGGAAGGUGAUCCAAACAAUGCCGAUUUGCGUGGUGUCAUUCCGAAUUCUUUUCGCCACAUCUUUCAACAUAUCGCUCAAUCGCAUAAUCAACAAUAUUUAGUUCGAGCGAGUUAUUUGGAAAUAUAUCAAGAAGAAAUAAGAGAUUUACUUAGUAAAAAUCCAAAAAGAAACCUCGAGCUUAAAGAACGACCUGAUGUUGGUGUUUAUGUAAAGGACCUUUCUUCAUUCGUGACUAAAUCCGUCGAAGAAAUCCAACAUGUAAUGUCUGUCGGUCAUGUAAAUCGAACUGUCGGGCGCACAAAUAUGAAUGAGCAUAGCAGUCGAUCACAUGCAAUUUUCAUUAUUACAGUGGAAUGUAGUGAAAAAGGUUUGGAUGGACAAAAUCAUAUCAGAGUUGGCCGUUUGAAUUUAGUAGAUCUUGCUGGCAGUGAAAGGCAAUCGAAAAGUGGAGCACUUGGUGAACGUUUUAAAGAAGCAACCAAAAUAAAUUUAUCUCUAUCUGCCUUAGGCAACGUUAUAUCUGCUUUGGUUGAUGGAAAAAGCACACAUGUACCAUAUAGAGAUUCCAAACUGACACGUUUAUUACAAGAUUCACUUGGUGGGAAUUCUCGAACUGUGAUGGUUGCAAAUAUGGGACCGGCAUCAUAUAAUUAUGAAGAAACACUGUCAACAUUGAGAUAUGCGAAUCGAGCCAAAAAUAUAAAGAAUCGGCCAAAAAUAAACGAAGAUCCAAAAGAUGCAUUGUUGCGAGAAUUUCAGGAAGAAAUAGCUCGGCUACGAGAUAUUCUUGAGAAAAGAAUGGCAUCAGCUUCCAAAAAAAGAAAAAAAGACCGAACUGCAAAUAUUGAUAAUGAAAGCAAUCUCAGUGCAGAUAGUAUGACUGGUUAUAUGUUUACUAUUUUUUAUCAUAUAUUUAUUAUAUUAUUAAAUAUUUUAGGAUCAGAAUCUGUCGAAGACUAUUUAAAAGAACAACAAAUGCGUCUUGAAAUAGAAAAGCAAGCAGUUUUGGCAAAUUCCAACAUGAUCGCUGAUGAGAAACAGCGAAUCUUAGAAGAUUUGGAAGAAAGAGUUCAGCAACUCGAACGCGAAAAAGAAGCACAAAUGGCUGUUGCUGCAAAAAUUCGAGCCAUGGAAAGUAAAUUAUUAUCAGGGGAUGGAAAUUUAUUUGACCAAACUAGAGAACAACAGAAACUUCUCGAUCAACGACGAUGGCAACUGGCUGAGCAAAAACGAAAAGAACGAGAAAUUUUGCAACAAUUAGAAGCACAAGAAGAUAAUACAGCAGAAAUCAAUGAAACAUUUUCAAAUUUACGUCAAGAAGUCGAGCUAAAAACGAAGAAAUUAAAGAAAAUGCUAGUGAAACUGCAGCAGAUCAGAACUGAAAUAAUCGAUUCAUCUGCAAUUCAUUCUCAAGAGAGACAAGAUCUGGAGAAUUCUGUCAUGGAAAUCAACAAGGAACUCAAACUAAAGUGA
Molecule: messenger RNA, 1833 nt
Organism: Dracunculus medinensis (Guinea worm)
Lineage: Eukaryota; Metazoa; Nematoda; Chromadorea; Rhabditida; Dracunculidae
Source: the annotation of a GenBank genome assembly